AUGGCAAUGGCGUACGCUCGCGGUACUGGUGCUGGUGGUGGCCGACCGGGGGUGGCUUGGAUGGUGGUCGGUGGCUGUGGAAGCCGGGGACAGCAGUUGUUUUCUCUUCCCCUCUGCAAAGGCGUUGCUCUUUCUCUUGUGUCUUGCUGCUGCUUUCUUCGUCUGAGUAGAGUUGCAGGUCGCUGCCCUUCUUCAAAUGGCGCAGCAACGGGUGGGAGGAAGAUGACAGUGGCUGGGAAGCUUGAGGACAACAGCUGUUUACUCCUUCUUCUUCCCCGUGCAGAGGAGCAGGUGUCGCCUUUUCUUCCAAUGGUGCAGCGGCGGGAGGGAGAAGCAGGUUCAGUCUCACAUUCUUUCACUAGAUGUGAUGAGUGGAUGAGAAAGAUGACAACUGAAAUGAAGGAAGAAACUGGUGGCAAUUACCAACAGAAAGAGCUAAAGGUUCCGAGGGUUCCAUCGACGUUUCGUAAAAUUGAACAGAACAAGAAAUGCAACGAUCCGUCGAUGGUUUCCCUUGGACCCUAUCACCAUGGAAAGCAAGAACUCAAGGAAAUGGAGGAGCUCAAGUUUCCGAUGGCACGCCAGUUUGUAAAAGAUUGCGAAAUGCCCUUUGAAGCAAUGUGGAGCAAGGUGAAAGAAUUAAUGAUAGGUGCAAGUAAAUGCUACGUGGAGGACAUAAUAGCAAAGCUGAACAAGGACGACCAUUUCAACCAGAUGAUGUUUCUUGACGGUUGCUUCAUUCUCCAAUUCCUCAUCUGCUUCAUGAAGAAGCCCGAAAAUCUGAAGAUAAGCAGUCAUGAUGCAGUUUUGGUUACAAAGGACUUGUUUUUACUAGAAAACCAACUCCCUUUUUCUGUUCUCAAAUCAUUGAUGAGCUUUAGGUACAAAAAGUCAGAUCAGGGAGGAGGAGAAGGAAUGAAAUUGUUUGCAGAUUUCUUCAAACACAUUCGUGCAAUACCUCCUAGAAGAAAGUCGUGCAGGGAUAAAAUAUCAAAUUUUUUUGGCAAAUUAGUUCCAAAAUCACUAUCAAGUCUAAGUGGCCUAAGCGGAGAUCAACAUGAGCCAGCCCAUCUUCUCGAGUUUUUCCAUAUGCAGUUCGUGGGGCACCAAAUAAAUCUCAGUGAUCAUACUUCUCAGACAAGUUGGCAAGAGGAUGAUACUCGAACGAUCUGGUACAGGUAUUACCCUGCCGAGGAGCUUAGGGAUAUUGGAAUCCACUUCAAGCCAAGUAAGACUAGUCAUUUCACUGAUGUUCAAUUCAAGCCAACAUGGCUUGCAGGAAGACUAUAUAUAUAUAUUCCUCCAUUAAGCAUUGAUGACUCAACUAAGUCCUUACUUCUAAACUUGGUAGCCUAUGAAGCAACCCUUGACACAUCCAAAGAUUGGAUCACAUCUUAUGUAUGCUUCAUGGAUUCAUUGAUUGAUCAUCCUGAAGAUGUGAAGGAACUGCGAUCCCAGGGCAUACUCCUCACUACUCUUGGAAGCGACAAACAAGUAGCAGAACUCUUCAAUGAGAUAGCAAACAAUAUAGUGCCCAACCCCUACGCUUUUAUAAAGGUUAAAAGCGCCAUCGAGUCGCAUUACAAAAACACCUUCAAACGAUGGAUCCUCCAUUAUAAGGGUCCUAUUUAUGGUAUCAUUAUUAAGUAUUCUUUUCUGUAUGGCAUUAUAGUCACUGCCUUAAGGGCCUAUGUAUCAGCAACUCCCCCGAAAACAUUUGGUAUCUGCAGAAUCCCAGAUACAAAUGUUACUCAUUACCCUUGA
Populus trichocarpa (black cottonwood) is the source of this 1764-nucleotide messenger RNA. RefSeq names its product UPF0481 protein At3g47200. The coding region runs from base 1 to 1764 and encodes 587 amino acids. The transcript is spliced from 3 exons. Lineage: Eukaryota; Viridiplantae; Streptophyta; Magnoliopsida; Malpighiales; Salicaceae. The record is from RefSeq and is a predicted model, not a curated record.